Cylicostephanus goldi is the source of this 410-nucleotide messenger RNA. The record is from the annotation of a GenBank genome assembly. Lineage: Eukaryota; Metazoa; Nematoda; Chromadorea; Rhabditida; Strongylidae.
AUGAGCUCAUCAUCGUCGGAACACUCUAGCGAUUCCACAAUUUCUGGAAAUGCACUGAUGGACAAUAGACCAAUGAGUUCCCUGGAUAAACUUCAUUACAUUAUUGGAAUGGGAAUCUUGCGCGAAGAAUUACGGGACGAAAUCUAUUGUCAACUUUGCAAACAGCUGUCUCAAAAUCCUUCGCGGUUAUCUGCAGCUCGUGGUUGGAUCCUGCUUUCUUUAUGUGUUGGGUGUUUUGCUCCGAGUCCAACGUUUAUCAAAUAUCUGUACUGCUUUAUCCGAGAACGGGGACCAACCGGUGCCGGUUAUGCCGCAUAUAUGGAAGAGCGCUUAAAGCGAACCGAACAAAAUGGAUGCAGACACCAGCCACCGAGCUAUAUAGAAUUACAGGUAGAAUUAGCAACAUAAUU